UUGUGUACCAUUUCUCCACUCCGUUCGUCAUCUUGUGGUUUCAAUUUCGUGCAGGAGGAAUCACAAAGAGCAUUUACAAGGAAUUCAACCUUCAAUAAUUCAGAUCCCAUUAUUCCACCUGCAUUGAAUUCGCUCCAAUAGUACAGUAUUCAGUGUCCAGCUAGGUGUUCACUGGGAGAAUUUCAAAGUGCAACUCAGUGCCAGUUCAGCAUAAUUAAACUUUCUCGCAUUACACACUGAUCAACAAAGCCGUAAUAAUUCAAUUCACGCAGAAUUCCGAAGAAAUAAGUUGUGACUGUGAAAACUAUAUUGGAUGAUUCAUAACAGAGUUCAGUGACGGGCAUUUGUGAAAAGUAUAAUUAACAUUUUAGUCCGAUAGGAACACGCCAGUUGUUCAUAGCUGAAUAAUUAUAGACUACUCAAGGAGUCCCUGUGCUGUUCAGUUAGAGAAUAGACAGCACAAUGUCUUAGUGUUUAUUAGAUUGAGAAUUCACAAAUAACAAAAUGGCAAUAUUUAACCUGGUGUCGUCGGUUGCCGGAUUUAUUAAAGUACGAUUCCUCAUCGAUAAGGCAGUAAUAGACAACAUGGUGUUCAGAUUCCAUUACCGCAUCACAACUGCAAUAUUGUUUGUUUGCUCCAUCCUGUGCACUGCAAACAGUUUAAUAGGUGAUCCUAUCAACUGCAUCGCAGACAAUUCCCUCCCUGGACAUGUGAUCAACACUUACUGCUGGAUCACAUCCACAUUCACACUGCCACAUCAACAAGGCAAGCCUGUUGGAACCCACGUAGCCCACCCUGGAGUAGGGACAUACGUCGAAGGUGAAAAUGAAACUCGGUAUCACUCCUACUAUCAGUGGAUUCCCUUCAUGCUCUUCUUCCAGGGCCUUCUGUUCUACAUACCUCACUGGAUAUGGAAGAACUGGGAAGAAGGCAAGGUUCGAAUGAUCAGUGACGGUAUGAGAGGAUCCAUGAUUGGUUCAAAGGAUGACAGACGUGAUCGGCAGGGCAGACUAGUUCAGUACAUGCUAGAUACGCUGCAUCUACACAAUACGUAUGCUGCCGGCUAUUUCUUGUGUGAGGCCCUCAAUUUCAUCAAUGUUGUUGGCAACAUCUUUUUUGUGGAUGUAUUCCUUGGAGGAGCAUUCUUGAAGUAUGGAACAGACGUAGUAAGGUACUCGGGUUUGAAUCAAGAGAACCGAACAGAUCCUAUGAUCGUCGUCUUCCCUCGCGUGACCAAAUGCACCUUCCAUAAAUUUGGUCCCUCAGGCUCAAUUCAGAAGCAUGAUGCCCUGUGUGUCCUGGCUCUAAACGUCUUAAACGAGAAGAUCUACAUCUUCUUGUGGUUCUGGUUCAUCUUCCUGUCUGUGCUAUCUGGCCUUGCCCUGCUUUACAGCACGGUCAUAGUGGUGCUUCCAUCCAUACGCGAGACAAUACUGAAGAGACGUUUCCGAUUUGGCACCCCUACUGGGGUAUCAGCUGUUGUGGACAAGACACAGGUUGGAGACUUUCUACUGCUCCAUCUGCUAGGCCAAAAUAUGAACAUGGUGGUGUUUGGUGAGAUACUGGAUGAACUGAGUCGUAGACUGAAUGACUACAUGCAUAACAAUGUUCCUACAGCACCAUCUACCCUAGAGAUGUCUCCUAUAUACCCUUCAAAGGAAAAGUUCCCAAAAGAGACAGAAGCCUAGCAUCUCUUGAGCUUUGAGGAGAAUUCCAGUGACUGACAACUGUAAGAAAUAAAAUGGAUAAAAUGUUAUGAUCAUUACUGGAGCACCUCUUACUUUUUUGGUUCAUAUGUUUGAAGACACAGAGCAUCUGGAUUCCUCAAGACAGUCAAAAACGAUGAAAGUUAAGCUGAAGGAGGAAACACAUCUGCUUCCAUUUCAGGUCUACAGGUUUCCACAUUAGUCUCUAGGAAUUAUCAUUAUUCAUACAUAUAUUUUCACUUCUAUUUAGUAUGCCUCAAGGUUUUAAAAUUCAGCUAUACUUUACAACGCAAACUACAGUCAUCAGUUGGGACUAAUGUCACUCUCUGGAAUUAUUCUCAAAUGCUGGAACUUCCUGUUUUGUCAGGGUGAUAUUCGAUACUGUGAAAGUGUACAGUAACCUUACUGAUGGAUUAAAGAAUGAAAUUUGCACAAUUUCAAAAUCUAAAUCUAAAAUGAUUAAGGUUGAAGAAAGUUCUACAGAUCCAAAAACAGUAAAGAGAUCUGUAGUUAACAAAACUGAAGAAAUUUGUUCAAAGAAGAUAGCAUAAUACUAGUUUUAAUAUUCAUUUUGUUUUGACUAUUGUUGCCAACUAGCCUAAGAUUUGUUAGAUUAGUUAUUGCAGGUUUUCGACAACGAAUUCGCGUUUUCUUUUGUGUCAACAGAAAAUAGGUAGCUAAGUAAUGUAUAUUAUAAGCAAGAAGAGGGUUUUUAAUUGAAGUGUCUUUCCUAAUAACAUUCCAAAUAAAGAGAAGCUUGUAAAUGCUAACAACAAUUGUUAGUUCUAUCUCAUUUUGUGGCCAGUGCUACCCAUGACUGGCUGCCACAAGGCUUGAGUGGGUACGCAUACUGUUUGUCACGUAUUCAAAACAUACUUUUGACUACUUAACUGACUGGCAAAUGUGCCAUUAUCUUUGCAGAGUGAUUUCUAUGACAGGAAACUUAAUUAAGCACAAGACACUGUUUUCAAUACUGUCAGUUUUGUUUAAAGAUAUUUUUGCUUAUCAUCUUACAUGAUUUUACAUUACCUGCAUAAAUCCAACAGUGAAAUAUUGCACAACAGUGACUUGUUUUAUGUGAACAUUACAGAACAACAUCAAUUCAUCCUGUUCAUAUCCAUGAAUAUUACUGGCUUAAGAGGUGUUAUUUUUAUUGUUAAUUUGGCACAGAUGAAUAUGAAUGAGUGGCCUAACUACGUGAAUGUUUAAAAUGAAAAAUAACACCGGAUGUGAUAUAUUCAAAGGUUAUGUGUAAACAUAUGUGAUUUUGGAUCUUGUUUGUAUAUGCCAUAAUAUACUUUGCAUGAAGAGAGUUAAAAUUAUAGCACACAGCAUGAACACAAUAAUAGCCACAAGUCUAACACUAUUCUCUGAAUGUCUUUGGUGAUGGUACUGCAUUACUAGUAUCUUUGUUUUGGACUUCAUCCAUUUUCUGUUUUUAAAAAACCUUCAAAAAUCACCAUGUUUCCUUAGUUCUUCAGGUAAAGGGGACAGAGACCUAUUCAGUUGGAUAUGGUACACAAAGCUAUCCUUUAAUGUGUAAUUCCUUUAGAUUUUAUGAUAAAGAUUUUUAAAAACAGAUGAUGAAUAAAGCCCAAGGAAAGAAGCAGCAAGUAUAACAUAUUCAUAUACAGAGUAAUUAAACAAAAACUUGUUAAAUUCCAGCUUGGAGCCAGGAGUCUCUUUCAGACAGAAGCAAUGCUCAAUUUUGUGUUUAUUGUGGAACAGACAGCGAUGAUAGAAUUUCUAAAUCAGAAUCAGAAAUUGUGUGCAUAAUGCUAACAUUGUGAGGACAGCAAAGUUUAAUUCUACAAUAAACCAUAAAUGUAUUAUUUUUGUGGAAGUUUAUAAUAAUAAAUUGAUUAUAUUUUAGAGUGCAGUUUUAUGGGGUAAUGAAGACAUGCUGUUCCUCUUCAUGGAAUUUUAACUUGAGAUGUUUUGUUGCAUCUGCAUGUGAUAGAUAAUCUUUAAUAUAAGAAUGAUACUAAAUCUGUAAUCAUAAGUAGUGCAGUUUGUUUCUGAUACAUAUUCUUGUUUAUUGUUUCAUCUUCUGUCAUUGUAACAGGUUGACAUACAUAACAAUAGCUCAAUCACAGUGAUAAAGUAAUGUCAACAACACUAUGUAAUGAUGUAGUUCAUUAAAACUGCAGACAAAG
Molecule: messenger RNA, 3863 nt
Organism: Zootermopsis nevadensis
Lineage: Eukaryota; Metazoa; Arthropoda; Insecta; Blattodea; Termopsidae
Product: innexin inx3
Biological process (GO): phototransduction
Cellular component (GO): plasma membrane; gap junction
Molecular function (GO): gap junction channel activity
Source: RefSeq, a predicted model, not a curated record